AUGGCUGCAACUUCAACUACUGUCGGAUCUGCCUUUCUCUCUGCACCUAUUCAAACCAUGAUUGACAAACUAACUUCAAAGGACUUUCAAGAUUACGCCAACAACAAUAAGCUAAGUCUCUCCCUCGUGACGCAGUUGCAAACAGCACUGCUCACUCUUGCGCCUGUGCUGGAUGAUGCUGAGAAGAAGCAGAUCCACUGUCCUGGUAUCAGAAAAUGGCUUGAUGAGUUAAAAGAUGCAAUCUUCGACGCAGAGGAUUUGCUGAACCAAAUUAGUUACGAUUCUCUGCGGUGCAAGGUCAGGAAUCCGGGGUGGAAUUUUCUUUCAUCUCUUUUUAAUACCAGUGAAGAUUUCAACUCCCAAUUAAAGACUGCGUGUGAGAGACUGCAGCUUUUUGCACAACAGAUAGAUAACCUUGGCUUGCAAACGGUAAGUCAUAAGGUUCUUCCUACAGCCUAUAGACGUUCAACUACAAUAUCAUCUGUAAAUGAAUCUUUUAUUGUUGGUAGGGUAGACGAUAAAGAGAAACUAAUUAACAUGUUGCUAUCUGAAAGAGAUAAUGACAAAAAUAACUUAGAAGUUGUUGCAAUUGCAGGCAUGGGAGGUCUGGGUAAAACGACCCUGGCCAAACUUGUUUACAACUACUUAAAAGUUGAGAAUCAUUUUGAUCUAAAAGCCUGGGCUUCUGUGUCUUUAGAUUUUGAUAUUUUGGAAAUAACUAGAAGUCUCCUAAAAACUGUCACUUUAGGAAACUGGGAUACCAAUGAUCUUCAUAUUCUCAGAGCUGAAUUGAAGAAAAACUUAAGGGGCAAAAGAUUUUUGUUUGUGUUGGAUGAUGUGUGGAACGAAGUAUAUGAUGAUUGGAUUGAUCUCGUAAGUCCUUUUGUUGGAAAAUCAGGAAGCAAGGUGAUCAUCACAACACGUAGCCAUUCAGUUGCAAUGAUGACAGGUGCAUCACAUAUUUAUUUAUUAGGUGGUCUAUCGCGCGAAGACUCUUGGUCUUUACUCUUAAAGGAUGUCUUUGCUUUUGGGGGCUCUGUAGACCCAAUGCUAGAAUAUAUUGGCCAGAGCAUUGCAAGAAAGUGUGGCGGACUGCCACUAGCUCUUAAGGCACUUGCAGGACUUCUACGGACUAAUCUAGAUGCAGAGUAUUGGGAUGCAAUUUUGAACAGUGACAUCUGGGAAUUACCAACAAAUGAUGUCAUGCCGGCAUUGCAUGUGAGUUAUCAAUAUCUUCCUUCUCACUUGAAAAGAUGUUUCACUUAUUGUUCCAUUUUUCCAAAAGAUUAUCCACUUGAUAGGAAGCAACUGGUUUUGUUGUGGAUGGCAGAAGGAUUGGUUGAGAAAUCUCUAGAUUCAAAGGAAGCCGAGAAAAUAUGUGAUGAGUUCUUUGAUGAAUUGAUAUCUAGAUCCUUAAUCCAACAAUCAAAUGAUGAUACUGAAGAAGAAAAAAUUUUCAUGCAUGACUUUAUUAGGGACCUAGCUACUUACGUGGCAGGAACAAGUUGUUGUCGGCUUGAAUAUGGAACUAAGAUCUCUAAAAACGUUCGCCAUUUAUCAUAUAACCGUGAAAAGCUUGACAUUUCUAUGAAUUGUGAGAUUUUUCACGAUUUCAAAUGUUUGCGAACCUUUCUGCCAGUUGGCCCCUUGUGGGGACAAAAUUGCUUACCUAGACAAGUGCUUGAUGAUUUUUUACCCACUCUCAUUAGAUUGCGUGUGUUAUCGCUGUCAAAGUAUAAAGAUAUCAAAAAGCUUCCUGAUUCACUUGGCAAUUUGACGCAGUUGAGGUAUCUAGAUCUUUCCAACACAGGAAUCAAAAGUUUGCCGGAUACGAUAUGUAACCUUUACAAUUUGCAAACCUUGAUUUUAUCAAAUUGUUGUCAUCUCAUUGGUUUGCCAUCACAUAUUGGAAUGCUGAUCAAUUUACGUCACCUUGAUAUCAGUGGGACGAAAAUAAGAGAGAUGCCAAUGCAAAUUACUAAGCUAGAAAAACUUCAAACUCUAACUGUUUUUAUAGUGGGUAAGAGUCAAGUCGGGUUAAGUAUCAAAGAGCUCAGAAAAUUUCAAUACUUACAAGGAAAACUUACUAUCUUGAACCUGCAUAAUGUCAUUGAUUCCAUGGAGGCAUUUGCUGCAAACAUAAAAAGCAAACAACAAAUCGAGGAGUUAGUGCUACAAUGGGGUGAGCAAACUGAAUGCUGUGAAGUACAGUUAGCCGUGCUUGAUAUGUUGCAACCAUCAAUAACCUUGAAGAAACUGAGUAUUAACUACUAUGGUGGAAAAAUCUUUCCAAGUUGGUUGGGAGAUUCUUCAUUCUCUUACAUGGUGUACCUUAGCAUCAGUGAUUGUGAAUAUUGCCGUACACUUCCACCACUAGGGCAGCUAUCUUCUCUGAAGCACCUAAGGAUAGAUGGUAUGAAGACGUUGAAGACAAUUGGCCCGGAGUUCUAUGGCAUGGUAGGAGAAGGUUCCAGAUCUUCAUUCCAACCAUUUCCAUCCCUACAGAAUUUGCAAUUUAGAAACAUGUCAAGUUGGAAAGAAUGGCUUCCCUUUGAAGGUGGAAAAUUUCCUUUUCCUUGUCUCCAAACUUUGAGGUUACAGAAGUGUCCUGAACUGAAAGGACAUUUGCCCAACCAUCCUCCUUCCAUACAAGAAAUCGUAAUAAUUGAUUGUGGUCGUCUCCUGGAAACACCAUCCACUCUGCAUUGCCUCUCAUCCUUGGAAAAUAAAAAUAUUGUUUACCUAAAAUGA
This is a messenger RNA of Lathyrus sativus (Indian pea), 2751 nucleotides long. The record is from the annotation of a GenBank genome assembly. Lineage: Eukaryota; Viridiplantae; Streptophyta; Magnoliopsida; Fabales; Fabaceae.